AGCAAAUUAAGCUCACUCUAGUGAUCACUUGUCAACCCGGCCAGGAAGCGAGGAAGCAGCCAUGGUGCUUCGCAUGCAAAGCCUCAGCCCCCCUCGUCGUGUGUCGGUGGAUGGCCCAAUCAUCGUCGGCGCCGGUCCCUCCGGGCUCGCCGUGGCGGCCAGCCUCGGCGAGGAGGGCAUGCCAUUCCUCAUGCUGGAGCGCGAGGACUGCAUCGCCUCGCUCUGGCAGAAGCGCACCUACGACCGCGUCAAGCUCCACAUCCCCAAGCACUUCUGCGAGCUCCCUCGCAUGCCCUUCCCGGAGAGCUACCCGGAGUACCCCACCCGCCGCCAGUUCAUCGACUACCUCGAGAGCUACGCCGCCAGGUUCGACAUUAAGCCGGAGUUCAACACCACCGUGCUCUCCGCCCACUACGACAACACCUCCGGACUCUGGCACGCGCAAGCCACCCGCGCGGGCGGUGCCCAGAUGGAGUACAUCGGCCGCUGGCUCGUGGUCGCCACCGGCGAGAACGCCGUCAACGUCGUCCCGGACAUCCCGGGCCUCGGCGGCUUCUGCGGCGAGGUCACCCACGUCAGCCACUACAAGUCCGGCGAGCCCUACAGCGGGAAGCGCGUGCUCGUCGUCGGCUGCGGGAACUCCGGCAUGGAGGUCUCCCUCGACCUCUGCGACCACGGCGCCCACCCUUUCAUGGUGGUGCGCGACGCCAUGCACGUCAUUCCGCGCGAGGUGCUCGGCAAGUCCACUUUCGAGCUGGCCAUGCUGCUCAUGGCGUGGCUCCCGCUCUGGAUCGUGGACAAGAUCAUGAUCUUCCUCGCCUGGCUCGUCCUCGGCGACCUCGACAAGCUCGGCAUCCACCGCCCGGCUGUCGGCCCGCUCACGCUCAAGCACACGCAAGGCCGCGCCCCGGUGCUCGACACCGGCGCGCUCGCCAGGAUCAGGUGCGGCCAAAUCACCGUCGUCCCCGGCAUCACCCGCUUCACCAACUCCGACGCCGUGCUCUCCGAUGGCACCGCCGUCCAUGUCGACGCUGUCAUCCUGGCCACCGGCUACAGAAGCAAUGUGCCACAGUGGCUCCGGGCGACGGACUUCUUCGGCAAGGACGGCUACCCAAAGACGGAGUUCCCCAACGGCUGGAAGGGCCAGUUUGGACUCUACUCCGUCGGCUUCGCACGCCGCGGCAUCUCCGGUGCCUCCGCCGACGCCGUGCGCAUCGCCAAGGAUCUCUGCCAGCUCUGGAAGGAGGAGAGCAGGCCCGCAAAGAAGGCCGGCCGCCCGUGCUAUAGGAGGUCUAUCUCCGUCGUCUUGUAAUCUAUCUAAGCAAGCUUUCAAUCUGGAUUUUCCUCAUGUAACUUGGGUCCUGGAAUUGUGUGGAGAUGGGAUUUUUUUGGGGACCGGCUAUUGGUAAGUUGGCUGAAACAAAACUUGGGUCAGUGUGUAAGUCAUUUGCUUUUUUUUUUUUUUUCCUUAGCCUGUUUAAGUUGAUUUGCUCUCAGCUGACAAUACGUGCGUACAACGUUUGACGCAGGGCCUUGAUCCACACGCAUUGGGUUUAUCUGCUCGCAUGCACGUACGUGCCAUCCUGUUUUGUAUGGUUCAGCACGUGUUAUGUUUGUAAUCACAGUCACAGGUGUUUAGUUACUUUAUUACUCUAUCUGUCCCAUAAUAUAAGAGCGUUUUUGACACUAUACUAGUUAAAAAAUGGUCUUAUAUUAUGAAACAAAGAGAGUAUUACUUUAACGCCAUUGCCCAGUGUCUGUCUAUGCAUACGUGCGGACGCUGGAAGGUUAAAGAUAGUCUUUUCAAAUGUGUACGGGUUGGUAUUAGCCUUCUAAUACUUGUGAGUUCCUGUCUAAGCUAUGUACCUAUUACUCCCUCGGUCUCAAAAUAAGUAUCUUAAAAUUAAUACAACUUUAUAUUAGAGUUAGCAUAAAAUUGAGAUACUUAUUUUAAGAUGGGGGAAUAUUAGCUAAUAAUGCACGCGCACAAAUUCCGAAUCAUAUAUAACUAAGGCUCUGUUUGAUAGCAAAGUAUUUCCUAAUUAUUCUUAUAAUAUCAUGUUUUACGCAGACAUACAACAUUGGGUUUAGUGUCAUUGGUAUUACCCUUAAAACACAAAGAAAUUGAUACACAAACAUAAAUAAAAAAUAAAAUAAAAAUUCCAAGGAAGAAUUAUGACAUUAGUAUUUCCCUUCUAGAAGAAAGAAAAAAAAGACAAAAUUUACACACAACUUACAUACAAAUUGUGCUUUUUUAAAUAUGCAAGAAUAAGCCGAACAUAGUGGAAUUUUUAAAUAAUGAAGUUCCUUAAGAAGGAAAUGAUUUAGUGGUAUUGGUAUUACCCUUACAAAAAAGAAAAAGAAAAUCUAAAAAAACAUAAUAAUGAAGUUUUUGUAAGAAAUAUUGAAUUUGUGGCAUUGGUAUUACCCUUUCAUACGAAAAAACAAAAAAUGUUACUCCCUCCGUCUGG
Aegilops tauschii subsp. strangulata is the source of this 2471-nucleotide messenger RNA. RefSeq names its product probable indole-3-pyruvate monooxygenase YUCCA5. Gene Ontology annotation, molecular function: NADP binding; N,N-dimethylaniline monooxygenase activity; flavin adenine dinucleotide binding. The record is from RefSeq and is a predicted model, not a curated record. Lineage: Eukaryota; Viridiplantae; Streptophyta; Magnoliopsida; Poales; Poaceae.